Messenger RNA from Prunus avium (sweet cherry), 906 nucleotides. The record is from RefSeq and is a predicted model, not a curated record. Lineage: Eukaryota; Viridiplantae; Streptophyta; Magnoliopsida; Rosales; Rosaceae.
AUGUCUGGAAAGCAACCAAAGACGAUUCUAACAGAUCAAUCUGCUGCAAUGGCUAGUGUAAUCUUAGAUGUAUUUCCUGAAACUUCUCACCGACUUUGUGUUUGGCAUAUUUAUCAGAAUGCUGCCAAAAAUUUAAGUCAUGUUUUUCAUGGAUCAAAAGAAUUUGCUCAUGAUUUUAGCACAUGUGUAUAUGAUCAUGAGGAUGUAAAUGAGUGGUUAUUAUCAUGGAAUCAUAUGCUUGACAAGUAUAGCCUCAGGGGGAACAAGUGGUUGAAAGAAAUAUUUGAAUUACGGGAAAAAUGGGCCCUUGUGUAUGGCAGAAAUACUUUCACGACUGAUAUGAAAAGCACACAGCGUAGUGAAUGUAUGAACAAUGUCUUAAACAAAUAUUUGAAGCCAAAGCAUAAUCUUUUGCGAUUUUUUAAAAAUUAUGAGAGGGUUUUGGUAGACCGUACAUAUGAAGAACUACUUGCUAAUUUCGAGAUGCUGCAAACAACACAUGUACUAUUACUAAGUGUAGAGAUGUUGCAGCACGGAGUUGAGGUUUAUACUCCGGAGGUAUUUAAACUCUUUCAAGAAGAGUAUAGGAGAAUUCUUGAUUAUAACAUAUAUAAAGUUGGUAAAUCUGAGAUGACAACCGAGUAUAAAGUGUCUUAUAUUGUGCUUGAUAAGAAAAAUGUGAAAAGGAUUCCAUCCCAAUACAUAUUGAAUCGGUUUAGGAGAGAUGCAAAGGCUAAGAGUAUCACUAGUUAUAAUGGAUUUGGGAUUCAUGACAACCCCAAAGAGUCUAUGGGAAAGCGUUACAACCAUUUGUGUCGGAAUUUUCGUGAGAUUGCAUCCUUUGCAGCAGAGCAUGAGAAAUUAACAGAAUAUGUCAAUGCUCCAUUGAGAUGCUCAAAGGUUUAG